GGGAGGGUGACAGUUGUAGACCAUUUUCAAAGCUCCCCUCCUGCAGUGCAAGUUCAGCAAAUACUGACCUUGAAGUAGCAGUUUAUCAGGAUAGACCACUGUGCUUCCUUACCACCAAGUUUGCAUGAUAGCGCCUGGAGCAAGGGCUGUAGAAAUACAUAUUCUAGGUGUGAACUACCAAAGAGAAGAACUCAUUCACAGCUCAUGAUUGCUGGUUCCCCGUGUCCCCGGGUCAACUGGCGUGUUUCAGCAGAAGCAAAGGCGACAGAGCAUCGUGUAGUUCCGCUCACACCUCGGUCAAGCGAGCAAGGUACAUGCUCCCGGCACACUUCCGGUGUAUGCUACCAGUGCUGCAAUCUGCCAGGUGUUGCAUCCCAAGAAGAAGAAGCAAGUCUUGUGGUCCAGAAUGACGCUUCAGGACCUCAUCUCCAAGCCGUACAGAAGCCGCUUUAGACGGGCUGCUCAUCCGACCAGCACCACCGUAACAGAUCACAUUCAACAAGACCACUGCAACAACGCAGCCAUGGAGACAGCACCGCUAACGCAAGGCACUGCGGAGAAAGCAGACAGGAUUCCGUGCAAUGACGACGACAGCCAGUGCAAUCGGCAGUCGAGCUUCGACCCGUACUCAACGGUGAAGAUUACGUUCACACAAGUCGGACACGGAUUCACACCGACCAUAGAACUUGAUAGUCCCCGUGAUGAGAGUGCCAAAGAGCUGCAUAACGAGGAGCACGAGAGCAGAUCACAGCCGGUAGCCAAGUGCCCGGUUUACUCCACUGUCUCAAAACCCUGCAGUACUAGACAAGCGAGCAAAGCCGUCCCCUGUGAAGCUGAUGAGGCGCACGACGACAGCACCGGAGAGGAAAGUGGCGAACAUCCACCGAUUCCACCACGCAGGCAUCCACUGGCAUGCACACCGACCAGUGAUCCGGAGGAGAGCAGCACGGAAACGGACGUACCCGAGGUACCACAGAGGCUCAGCAGUCAGCGCUGCCAGAGCCUGGCAUCGCUCGGCGUCUGCACGGCACGCUUGCCUCCCGUCGUACCGCAGAGGACUGCCAGCAAGGCAACAGGUCUCCCGGCGCUUCCGCUGGCUCACAGGAAGUCAAACUCAUCGGCCGCAGAAGCGACGUGCAACAGAAAUAUUUCUGCCACGUCUACCAGAAAUCAGUGUUUCACCGCCAACAAACCUGUCCCAUCUCCAAGACCCGUCGCACUAGUAAAGCCAACCGCACACGGAAUCAUCGUGAACAAAAGCAUUCCGCAGCCAUACUCGGUAGUCAUACUGAACUGCGAGAAGAAGAGAGCUGCAAGCCCGGAUGACGACGGUCGGGAGAGGCUGGCGAGCGACCUUGGCGAGUUGGACGAAGCAGCCGGCAGCGCCAGGCAGCACAAACUGCUGGAGGACCAGCUAGUGUCCUUCUCUCUUUCUCCAAGCACACCACGGCAGUACGCGUCCAUAUCACGCGUGGAAACACACCGCGAGGAAGAUGAACAAGAAUCAACUAAAGCCUCCAGCAGCCAAAAACCCCAGACCACAACUCCAACAAAGCCAAUGAUAAGGAGCCGCAAGACGCAACUGACGACCGUGACACAGCGUGCGGUUCGCAGGGAAGCCUCACAAGAGGAGUACAUAUCAAUGAAUAGUCUGAACUCCCUGCCAGCAAACAACUAUGAGCAGCAGACCAGCAAUGACGACUUGUACACUCCGGUCACAGCCAGCUGCCCACCAUCGCCGUACCUCUGCAUGAAGCCAACGUUCGUGCGACAACGGCACCUGCCGCGCUCCUACUCGUCCGAGCAGGACCUGUUCGUCUUCGACAACGACAGUCUGCUGUGCAUGCCGGCACGGCACGGUUCGCAGGACAGCAUGCUCGGCGAGAGCCUCGAAGGCGACUGGUCGUCGGCGUCGAACACGCUCGAGCGCAUGUGCCCCGUGAGCCGCAACCGCAGCUGCUCCGUCAAGUCGCUACCCGUGUCCGGCAGCGGUACGCUAUCGGAACGCAUGCUCUCCGUGAGCGUUAGCAUCGACGCCAGCGCACACGGCAGCAGCGGCGAGGGAACGCCGCCGAGAAAGUCCGUCAUACUGAGACGCUGCACGCCCGUGCAGCUGAAGCGCGAUCAGCGAGCCGCCGUGUCAACCGCUGGGAGGCCGCUGCGUCGUGUGCUGGGCCAGGAGUCGCUGCUCGCCUCCAGCAUCCCGGUGGGUGACAGGGACAAGUCAACCAAGCUCUGAGCAUCUUCAGGACAAUAAUUUGAACUAUUCACCUCUCCCCACUGUGCCCACUGUACACGCAUACUCCACAUUUCCAAGUUUUCUUUAUGACAAUGCUGCAGAAAUACCUAACUAUUCAGAGGUCCAUACCGAGCUGGUAUCGACAACUAUCACCGAAAGUUGUCGGGUUGAUGAAACACAAACUCGCCAGCCUUCACAAUCAAUCACACCUUUUCUGGACAUCUGAGAUCCUUUCUUUCAGUAUUGUACCAGAAUAUUAUUAUAUACUUCUCCAGUGCGCAACAAAUGCUGCCUCUUGAUUGAACAUCUUGUAUGUGACGUAGAAUAUUAAUAUUCUUUGAGACAACUGCUUGAAUAUAACGUAUACUUAUACUAA
Molecule: messenger RNA, 2615 nt
Organism: Sycon ciliatum
Lineage: Eukaryota; Metazoa; Porifera; Calcarea; Leucosolenida; Sycettidae
Exons: 2
Coding region: 407-2239 (610 amino acids)
Source: RefSeq, a predicted model, not a curated record